Notolabrus celidotus (New Zealand spotty) is the source of this 4879-nucleotide messenger RNA. RefSeq names its product GRB2-associated binding protein 2 (gene gab2). The record is from RefSeq and is a predicted model, not a curated record. The coding region runs from base 376 to 2409 and encodes 677 amino acids. Lineage: Eukaryota; Metazoa; Chordata; Actinopteri; Labriformes; Labridae. The transcript is spliced from 10 exons.
UGGUAUGAGUUGGGAAAACAAACUGCAGACACCCUCCGGUACUUCCUCACCCUGCAUCAGUUGAGUUUCCCCGCGGCUCCUUGUCAGCUCCGCCGUGCGUAAUUGCUCAGAAAUCGAGUUGCGCCUCUUUUUUCUCUCCAACUGUAGGACUGCGCGCUGGCUGUUGCGCACAGUGCCACCAGGAGCUACUGGCAACAUCUCCGACCAGCACUACUUUGAUUUUUUUUUUUAUAUAUCAAAUGGGGGGAGCAGACUGCACCAGUGAGAGCCAAACGCCGACAGCUCUUUGAAACAGGCAAGCCCUUCAGGAUCCGUCAUGUUCUAGUGACAGACGGCAGUUGUAGAGUAAGAAGAAAACUACACACAGUGACAAGCAUGAGCGGCGGAGAGAUCCUCUUCCAGGGCUGGCUGAGAAAGUCACCACCAGAGAAAAAACUGAGGAGAUAUGCAUGGAAGAAGCGUUGGUUCAUACUUCGCAGCGGCCGCAUGAGUGGUGACCCCGAUGUUCUUGAGUACUACAAGAACGACCACUCCAAGAAACCCAUCCGGGUCAUCGACCUGCACUGCUGUGAGCAGGUGGAUGCCGGCCUGACCUUUAAGAGGAAGGAGUUCCAGGACAGUUUUGUUUUUGACAUCAAGACCUCAGACCGCACUUUUUAUCUUGUAGCUGAGACUGAAGAGGAGAUGAACAAGUGGGUCCGCUCCAUCUGCCAGCUGUGUGGGUUCAACCAGUCAGACGAUAACCAUGAUGGCAGGUUACACCAUAUGCCUCGUUCUGUAGGACCAGAUGUCACCGGCUCAAUGGCUCCUCUGACCGGAGAACGCAAGUCCUCUGCCCCCAUCCACUCCAGCCAGCCGGUCCUCUUCACCUUUGAUGUGCCUGUACGCCACUCACACCACGGCUCCCUUUCCAACAGUGCACCUCAGGACUACCUCCUCCUCCACCAGUGCAUGAGCAGGAAGACGGAGAGUACACGGAGUGCCAGCUUUUCCCAAGCCACACGCAGCAAUCUGUUUAUGGGGAGCGACUCUGCAGUCCAGAAACUCACACAUGGCUUUUCCCACUGUCUGAAUGGCAUGGGUGCUCAGCUGCAUGGUUUCUACAGCUUACCAAAGCCAGGGAAACACCAGUCGCCGCUGCAUGAUGACUCUCCCCAGGAGGCCUGUUACGUGCUGCCCCGGGGGUACAGCACCGAGGCACCUGCUCACAGCGGUCUAUGUGAGCCUGAGCUGGAAAGCGAAGAGGUUUACACCUUCAAAACGCCAUGCAACACCCUCGCCACCAUGCACAACAAUGAGCGUCCAACUGACAAUUAUGACCUACCUACAACACCGGGCUCCUUCUAUCAGAUUCCCAGGACGUUUGAUAAGAAUCAUAAUGCCUUGACACCCUCCAGUUCGGAGUCCUCCUGCGCUCCUCCUCCAAGGCCACCGAAACCCAGUCAGGGGUCAGAGAGCCAAUGGGGGAGUCCACAGUCGGUAGGGAGCCAGAAUGGAGAUGUGACUGCAGUGUCAGUUAUCCCUCGGAGGAAUACUCUCCCUGCUGUUGAGAACAUUAGGCUGCAUAGAGGCUCCUCCUUUGAAACUAACAUCCAUCACCGCCCCAUCCAUUUCAAUAGCUCAGGCCAGUCUGUGGAGUCUGUCAAUGACGGGUUCAGCUCCUACCUGAGAACCAGAGCCCCUCUGACACGGUCAGACAGCGGCAACUCGGAUGACAACUAUGUGCCCAUGAAUCCUGGCUCCUCGCCACUGAGCGCUGCCCAGGCUGACAGUCCUAAGAAUAUCUACAUCCCAAUGAGCCCUGGGCCACAUCACUUUGAUUUCCCAGGAUUCUCUGCAACAUUACCUGCCCGUAAGGGGAGCAGUGCCUCCUUGUGUCACCGGCCCAGCCGCCUCAGUGAUGUCACACCACCACCUAUCAACCGUAACCUCAAACCUAACAGGAAAUCAAAGCCAACACCUCUUGAUUUGAAGAACAAUGGGAUCAUUGAUGAGCUGCCAUUUAAGAGCCCAGUCACUAUGUCCUGGACACGACCCAUGCCUGCUAUGAACUCCAUGUCCUCCCAGCAUUGUCGACCCAUCUCUACACAAAGCAUCACCAGCACUGACUCUGCAGACAGUGAAGAGAACUAUGUGGCUAUGCAGAACCCAGCGUCUACCUCCCCCGCCGUGAGUGGCACCAGCAGCCCAGCCCCUAGGAAAUGUGGCAACGUGGAUUACCUAGCGUUGGACUUCCAGCCCGGGUCACCCAGUCCACACAGAAAACCCUCAACAUCCUCUGUGACCUCUGAUGAAAAGGUAGAUUAUGUGCAAGUGGACAAAGAGAAGACCCAAGCCCUGCAGAGCACCAUGCAGGAGUGGACGGAUGUGCGGCAGUCUGCUGAACCUGCCAAGGGAGUCAAGUCCUGACACUGACCUGUUCAAACAGUGCAACAACAAAACAGAAAACAAUGACACUUUUAAGUGAAGUAUCUCUGGUAAUCAGUUUCUAUCAUUACUAUGAUUACUGGUUGGCCUUGUUUUAGAUUAAAAAAUGGACUCCAAGCCAUAAACUAUCCUAUGCCUGUUCUUGUAAUUUACCAUGCAGUCUGGUGCUAACAUGCAGAGUAUCAGGCCACAAGGGUGAAGUGCUCUGCCAAAGCUCUUCAUGCAGACUGUUAUAGCAUUAAUGGAAAAUUGAUCAAUUCCUAAUGUGUUCGAAAAUAUCAUCUUUACUCAUCAUUCCAUUCUUUGAAAAACAAAUGUUUCACGAAAGCUGUCAGAUUCACCCUCCUAACAAUUACACAUUUUGUGCAUCUAGCAAGUCAUUUGCCGCCUUGCUGCUGUUGAAAAGAGUAGCAGGGACUAACUGGUCGAUAACCAUAUUAAUAUACUGUAAGAGUACGCUUACUGGUCUCAGGACUGCCAAGAUGCACUCCAAUUUUGGCAUGCAGGCAGACUCUCUCUUUCACUUCAAUCUGUCAUUUGUGCUGAGUCUAGCAAAAGCAGUGAAGAGAUUAUUUUCACUGCGGGCAAUAAUUUCAGCUUAGCAGUGCAUGUCUGGUAAGGGAAGGGGGGGUGGGGGCAUUGCUGCCUUACAAAUACAUAAAGGCCCAUGUCAGGGGCUCUAAUGAUAACGUUACACGGUUUUCUCCACCAUUUCCAUUAAGUAUGAGUCCAAAUGAUUUAAACACUGUUAGGCUGGAUGGCAGGCCAAUUAUUUUUUAGUGUAGGUACAAAGACAGCAACGUCCAAAUGUUCAAAAUGAAGUAAACAAGACAAGAAAUGAGACGGCAUCUUGUAUCUUUUGUAGUUUUGACUGUAGUGGUCGACUCAUUUCAGGUAAUAUCUUAAUGCAUUUCAUUGUAAAUGUGCACUGAACAAGAAAACACAGUAGGAAGAAAAAAUAAUGCAGGAGGUGUCUUUUCCAUGGAGUUUUUUUUAUCGUGCCUCUGUUUUCUCUCUCUCUCUCUUUCCCCCCCAGAGACAAUAAAAACAAGCUAAGUAGAAGCAGAAUAACAUAUUUAUGUUUUCUGGAACUCAACCAUUUGCUGAUGUAUGUCUUUUGUCUUUGAUAUGCCACACACUACAACGAUGUCUCUGAGGAGUAAUUGUUUCCUGUAUGUAAAUUAUUAAUAGAAUGACAUAUUUGCAGCGCAUCUUGUUGAAUGUUAGAAAUUUGAUGCACUUGUCUAAGACAAAAAAAAAGCGCACCACAGUAAUGUAAGAUUGUGCUUUUCUCGCAAAGGCCAACUGCCACUAUGAAGAUCGACAGUGAUUAUUGUCACUUAAAAAUGAUUGAGGAUGGAAUUUGUUUUUAAUUUCCUAAAGUCUUCUUUUUGUUUCAUUUGCCUUAUAUUUCCUUUUUUUUAAAUGAGGUGUCAUUUUGCCUUGGAGAUGUUAUUCACAAUGUAACAGCCAUAUUGUAUUUAGGGAAACUGAAUGAUCAGUUUCUAAGUUCAACUUAAGUCCAGUAUUUCACUGUGGGCUGGAACCACUGAAGGGUGAAUCCCUUUGAUCUUAAUAUGAAUCGUGUGGCCAUGCAGUGCUAGAUGGUAUUAUUGAUUAUUCCAUUGAGAUUAACUUCUUAAUGUUUUUCUACCAUUUUUACAGUUUUUGUAUUCUUUUUAUCAUUAUUUUCUACUGAUAGGUGUAAGCACGAAAAAUGUACAAGGGUCGGGUCAGACUAAAUUAAGCUAAGUUUGUUACAGCGUGUGUUUUAUUUCUGUUUUAAAUUUCCAAAUAUUGAAUUUUAAGAUCUAUUCAUGAAGUGGGAAAGGCUGGCAGUUUUUGAGUUGCACUGGUAAAAGCCCUCCCAGGUGGACUGUGAUUCACAAAGAGUGAAAAAAGGAAGAAAAGACUGAAAAACGGCUGUCUCCCUGUCAGUUUGCGAAAUGAAAUGGACGUGUAAUUUAUUAUCUAGAGAGACCCGCUGUAAGCAGAAGAGCUGUGUAUGUGUUGUGGUAGAUUGUGAGUCUUAGUAUGUUAAAUGACAGCCUGACUGGGUGAGAUUGAAAACACUGCUCAGAUCUACUAUCAGACUGUCACUGGGUUGACGUACUGUACUAGUAGAUAUCAUUUUUUAUACCACUGAUAAUGCUACUACUGUAAAGCAUUUGCAGAUUGCUUGUGUGUUAAUUUAUUAAUUUAUUGUGCGUUUUUGAAGUUGAUAAUUGUUUCAAGGAAAAAAAAACCCAACAAAAACCAAAUAAGGAAACCUUCUCUCUACUAACAUUGAUGUAUGCAAACUGUCUUGAUUUUGUGGAGCAAUAUUACAAAAGAUGCCAGUGUGAUGGUAAUGUGGUACAGCUCAUUAGGGAUACACAAGAAUACAAUACUUUGUUAUUCCUGUAUAAUGGUAGACUAAAACUGUGGACAUAAAAUAAAUCAAGAAGUGAAA